ACUUAAAUCAGCAAAACCUCUUCACAACACAAAGCGCAAAUACUACAUUUUUUAUUCAUUCAAUCAAUUCGUUAAUCUAGAGAGAGAAACAUUCAAAACAAAAUAAAGAAGAAAUCUAGAAACAAACAAUUCUCUUUCUCUCUCUAAAUCCACCACUUUCAACGUCGCAUUCUCUCUCUCUCUCUCUAUACGUGUGGUGUAUUCAAUCUCUGCUUUGUUCUCUCUGUGCGCGUGCGUGAUUUCAAAUCUCGUCUUUCGAGCAUUUGGAUGCAAGAGUGAGGGGUUUGUUUCGACACUGGUUAGAUCGGCGAUGGAGGAAGUUUUCAAUGACCUAGGAGGAGUGGCCACUCCGCCGCUGCUUUCGGUGUCAGGAUCGUUCAGGGAAGCGAGAGUCUCGUCGAGGACGCGCGGCUCCGCUAGACAGCCUAGUAUGGACGCCGACGAGUUCAUGAACUUGUUGCACGGUUCGGAUCCGGUGAAGGUGGAGCUUAAUCGUCUUGAGAAUGAAGUUCGAGUUAAGGAUAGGGAAUUGUCAGAAGCACGAGCUGAGAUCAAAGCUUUGAGGCAUUCUGAACGGCUCAGAGAAAAAGCCGUUGAAGAGCUGUCUGAAGAAUUGUCGAAGGUUGAUGGGAAGCUAAAGUUAACCGAGUCUCUACUAGAAAGCAAAAAUCUUGAAAUAAAGAAAAUCAACGAUGAAAAGAAGGCAUCAAUGGCAGCUCAGUUUGCAGCCGAAGCUACUCUUCGAAGGGUCCAUGCUGCUCAGAAGGAUGAUGACAUGCCUCCAAUAGAAGCAAUUCUUGCUCCUUUGGAGGCUGAACUAAAGCUUGCUAGACAAGAGAUUGCUAAACUACAAGAUGACAACAAAGCUUUAGACCGUCUUACUAAAUCCAAAGAAGCAGCACUGCUUGAAGCUGAAAAGACUGUUCAGGUUGCCAUGAUUAAGGCCUCCAUGGUGGAUGAUCUCCAAAACAAAAAUCAAGAGCUGAUGAAACAGAUUGAGAUUUGCCAGGAAGAAAACAAAAUUUUGGACAAAAUGCAUAGACAAAAGGUGGCAGAGGUUGAAAAGCUCACCCAAACUGUGAGGGAGCUAGAAGAGACAGUCCUUGCAGGUGGUGCAGCAGCAAAUGCAGUGAGAGAUUAUCAACGGAAAGUUCAAGAAAUGAAUGAAGAAAGAAAAACUCUUGAUAGGGAGUUGGCCCGUGUCAAGGUAACAGCAAACAGAGUAGCUGUUGUGGUUGCAAAUGAAUGGAAAGAUGCUAAUGAUAAAGUGAUGCCUGUCAAACAAUGGCUUGACGAACGACGACUCAUGCACGGGGAAAUGCAGCAACUUCGUGAUAAACUUGCUAUAGUUGAGCGCACUGCAAAGUCUGAAGCACAGUUGAAAGAAAAAUAUCAAUUACGGCUUAAAGUGCUAGAGGAGAGUUUGCGGGGCAAUUCUAAUGGCAGUAAUCGCAGCACCUCAGAGGGAAGAAGUAUGAACAAUGGCUCUUCUCGUCGCCUAUCUCUAGGUGGAGCUGAUAAUAUCUCUAAACUAACCUCUAAUGGGUUUUUGCCUAAGAGAACACCAUCCUCUCAACUGAAGUCAUCCCUAUCAUCUUGCACAGUAUUGAGACAUGCGAAAGGAACAUCUAAAUCUUUUGAUGGUGGCACAAGGACACUGGAAAGGAGUAAAACACUGCUGAGUGGAGCUCCUCAAAGUUACUCGUUCAACCAAUCUCUUGAUGAAACCAAAGAGAGAGAGGGGGGUGAUAAUUGGAAAGGAAAUUCUGGUGAUAAGUCAAAUGAUUUGCUGCCGGUGGAUACAGAGGGUAGUAUUCCAAGUGUUUUAUAUGAUGUCUUGCAGAAAGAGGUCAUUGCCUUGAGGAAAGCUGGUCAGGAGAAAGAUCAAAGCCUAAAAGACAAAGAUGAUGCCAUUGAGAUGUUAGCAAAGAAAGUAGAUACAUUGACCAAAGCCAUGGAAGUUGAGGCAAAGAAGAUGAGAAGGGAAGUAGCUGCCAUGGAAAAGGAGGUAGCUGCUAUGCGCGUUGAUAAAGAACAAGAGAACAGAGCAAAGAGGUUCAGUAAUAUAAAGGGCCCUGUAAACAGUGCUCAGAGUCAGCUAAUUUCUGGAAGAAAUGUGACGACACGAGGAGGAUUAACGCGCAGCACACAAUAACAAUGAGUUUAUUAUGGCGGCUCAUGGGAGAAUUAAGUAAACUUUCACAGGCAUCAUUCUUCUGCCCUUCUCCAUUUUUAUCCUUUUGUUUUUCAAGUCCCCAAUUGAUUACAAGAUGUAGCAUGCCGACAACCAGUUUCUGAUGUUGCCCAUGGAUUGGGGAUAAGAAAACAAUUUCAGCUGAGUAAAAAAAACAGAAAAAAAUUCAGGAAUUGAUAUGCAUCUGACCUAGACUGUUGUAUCCUCUGCUGCUUAGAGAUAUUGGCUAAGAAGGCAGACAAUUAACCGGGGUUAACCUUUCAGCUUUUAUUUUGAGUGGUUGUGUUUGUAUAGGUAGCUUUCUCCCUUAACUCCUUUUUGCAGUUUAUAUUUGCAAUACGCAGAUUGUGUUAUUGCGUUGGUUCAGGUUUCUUAUUAUAUUUGUAAUUAGAUCAAGAUCUAAGCGCAUUUGGUUGUGUUAUAACUUAUAAGCUCUUAAUUUCAAGUUGGUCGUAAAUCUAUAUUUGAGUAUAGCAGGAAACCGCUUAUUGAGAACCUGUAAUAUAAAUUAUCACCAAAAAGUAGAAGUUAACCUCAAGUUCAGUUUGUAAA
Cicer arietinum (chickpea) is the source of this 2746-nucleotide messenger RNA. Lineage: Eukaryota; Viridiplantae; Streptophyta; Magnoliopsida; Fabales; Fabaceae. The record is from RefSeq and is a predicted model, not a curated record.